UGCGGGGCGUCUGCUUUUUUGAGAACAUGUAACUGAAGCAAUCUCGAUUCAGAGGUUCAGUUGAUCAAUUCUCUCGGCGGCUCGGCGUUCCGGGGAAGAUAAGAUACAUAGCCUCUCCGCAAAGCUAAGUACUUUCUAAUUAUCCAGUCUGCCAGGAGUAUGGAAGCGCGCUUUCUACUGCUUGGCCUUGGACUUCUGCUUCUUCUGGCGGCACAGCACACCCCUGCUGUUGCCGUUCCUGGCCCCGAAUGCCAAACGAAAUGUGGCGGGCUUGACAUUCAGUACCCGUUCGGCAUCGGCGGCAACUGCUCGCUAUCAAAACGCUUUAACGUCAGCUGCCGGGAGGUCCAACAUGGUGUCUACAAGCCAUUCAUCAAUGAUGUGGAGCUGCUCAACAUUUCCUUGAUUAAUGGCACGAUUCGAGCGAUGAACCACAUCUCGACAUACUGCUACAACUCCUCCGGUUUGAUGGACCGUCAUACUUGGCAGUUCGACGCAAGCCAUUCCCCAUACCGGUUCUCAGAUGUCCAAAACAAGUUCACGGUCAUAGGUUGCAAUACCCUCGCCUACAUCUAUGCUGAUAGCACCGGUACGGGCUACCAGAGUGGGUGUGUCUCAACGUGCCAGAAUCUGACAGACUUAGCAGAUGGAUCCUGCUCCGGCUUGGGCUGCUGCCAGACAGCGAUACCCAAGGGGAUGGGCUACUACGAGGUCGGCUUCGACAGUGGUUUCAACACAAGCCAAAUUUGGAACUUCAGCCGCUGCAGCUACGCCGUGCUGAUGGAGGCGGAGGCAUUCAACUUCAGCACCACGUACAUCAGCACGACCAAGUUCAAUGACACAAACACCGGGCGAGUACCCGUGGUGAUGGACUGGGCGAUAAGAAACGGGACGAUGUCGUUGGCGUGUGAAGAAGCCAAACUGAACAAGACGGGCACCUACGCAUGCCUCAGCAGCAACAGCAUGUGUGUGGAGUCCAGAAAUGGACCAGGGUACUUGUGCAAUUGCGCGGAAGGUUACAAAGGCAACCCGUAUCUUCCAGACGGAUGUCAAGAUGCUGAUGAGUGCAAGAACAGCCCAUGCCCUUCAGGAGGUGUUUGCCACAACACGGAAGGCGGGUACUGGUGUUCUUGUCACGCGGGGAGAAAAUAUUCCAAACAAAGCAAUACAUGCAGCCCUGAUACCAGCUUAAUAAUAGGAGUUACUGUCGGAUUUCUUGUUCUCGUGAUUUUCUUCUUCUUUGGGCAUAUACUCCUUCAAAAGAGAAAAUUGAACCAAGUUAAGCAAGAACAUUUUCGAGAACAUGGGGGCAUGAUUUUAUUUGAGAGGAUGAGAUCAGAAAAAGGUCUUGCUUUUACUGUGUUCAGCGAAGCUGAACUUACACAAGCCACAAACAGCUACGAUAAGAGCAAAAUAAUUGGAAAGGGAGGCCAUGGAAUCGUCUACAGAGGGAUAGUCAAGGACAACAUGCAUGUCGCGAUUAAGCGGUGUGCCCUUAUCAACGAAAGGCAAAAGAAGGAAUUUGGACAAGAAAUGCUAAUACUCUCCCAGAUCAACCACAAGAACAUUGUCAAACUUGUGGGCUGUUGCCUCGAGGUGGAAGUUCCGAUGUUAGUAUAUGAGUUCAUCCCAAAUGGCACACUGUACGAACUUAUCCAUGGCAAGAACCAAGCAUUACAAAUCUCUUUCAGCACCUUAUUAAGGAUUGCUCACGAAGCAGCCGAGGGACUUAAUUUCCUGCACUCGUAUGCUUCUCCCCCAAUCAUCCAUGGUGAUGUGAAGACAGCCAAUAUUCUUUUAGAUGAAAACUACAUGGCGAAAGUGUCAGAUUUUGGAGCUUCCAUACUAGCCCCAUCAGACAAAGAGCAAUAUGUCACAAUGGUCCAAGGUACUUGCGGCUACCUCGACCCUGAAUACAUGCAGACAUGUCAACUGACAGAGAAAAGUGACGUCUAUAGCUUUGGUGUUAUCCUACUAGAGGUCCUCACUGGCCAAGAACCUCUGAAGUUGGAUGGGCCUGAGAUGCAAAGAAGCUUGUCUUCGAAUUUCUUGUCGGCUAUGAAGGAGAACAAUCUUGAUGCGGUUUUGCCGAGCCGCCUAAAGCAGCAAGAGAGCUAUGAAUUGAUCAGAGGCCUCGCGGAGCUAGCCAAGCAGUGUCUAGAUAUGUGUGGUAUCAACAGACCGUCGAUGAAGGAAAUCACCGAUGAGCUCGGCAGGUUGAGGAAGCUUUCACUUCAUCCUUGGGCACAAAUUGAUGCUGAGAUGGAAACUCGAAGCCUUCUCAGUGGAUCAUCCACUGCUACCUUUGAAAUGGAAGGUGCUACUUCUGGGUAUCCUAAACAAGAAGGUGAGAGCCUGCCCUUGAACAUGAACCCAAGCAGUUCGUACUAUGCGAGGUGAUGAAAGCAUAUGGCUUAAUGUACUCUGUAGUCCAUUAGAACUUGUUACAUGCUGGUGCAUUUGCAAGUUCGUAGCUGGUCGAUCUGGUCUGGUCUGCAAUUGUGUAUGUACUGUCUAUCUGUCUAUCUUGUUACAUGCUGGUGCAUUUGCAAUUGUAUGCAAAGAAACUUGUUACAAAUAUCUGUCUAUCUGUAUCUGUUAUA
Messenger RNA from Panicum virgatum (switchgrass), 2603 nucleotides. RefSeq names its product putative wall-associated receptor kinase-like 16. The coding region runs from base 160 to 2400 and encodes 746 amino acids. Lineage: Eukaryota; Viridiplantae; Streptophyta; Magnoliopsida; Poales; Poaceae. Gene Ontology annotation, cellular component: plasma membrane. Gene Ontology annotation, molecular function: polysaccharide binding; protein serine/threonine kinase activity; ATP binding. Gene Ontology annotation, biological process: protein phosphorylation; cell surface receptor signaling pathway. The record is from RefSeq and is a predicted model, not a curated record. The transcript is spliced from 4 exons.